AUGCUCCUUGAUCUUGUGAGCUGGAGACUCUUAAACCUCGUUGAAAUACAUGCCGGCUUAGCGAUUUCCUGUCAUUAUUACUUCACGUCGGAUUCUUCCGGUCUCGAGCGCAAGUUGUGGUGGCGUUUGACGCGGCGCGCGUUCCUCAUUGGAGGCACAGUGCCGCUGUACGUGACCCUGCUCAAGUCCGAGAAUUCUCCAUGGAUGAAGAUCUUGGCGAUGCCAUUAGUCGCCGAUUCUAUAUUGAUCGAACUGUUGUCAUUGUUCUGGGACACUUCGGAAGCAGAUUUGGGGUUCAAUCGAGACUGGCCUCAUCGUACGCUCGUUGUGAAAACUGCUAAUCCGCCCACCCGCAAACAUGAGAACAAGGGAGACGCAGAUCAAAAUACGAAAACAGUAGAGGACAAAGAUACACCGUCGUCUAAUGUUACCGCAGAUGGCCUUUGCGAUCGGGUAUAUGGGCUCUGGUCGCCGACCGCUGAGGUAGAUGACAAAAAAGAUCUACAAUCAUUGCCUCCAAAUGAUUCCAAUUUGGAAAGGAUUUUCUCCCCCACGCACCGUGCCCCGCUUGGAAAGUGUGGACAGGGGCACUGGCGGUGUCUCACCUAUCUAGCAAUGUACAUCGCCAUGCGAGUUAUCCGUUGGCCCUUGAUGUUUGGCGAUCUGGCGUUGAUCACCUGGCUUCUACACGGCGGCCUGCAACCCCUGACGCUCACUGUUGCCGAUAUGUUGCUGAACAUCCGCCUACUUAAAGAUCUGCUCACCAUCUCAUACAUGGCAUGCAUUGUGUUUCUCGGGAACAUCUUGAUUUUCGUCGCUGUGAGGCUGCUAUUCCGCCAACUGUGCCAAUAUAUCUCGUUCUUACGGCGCGUAACGCAGUGGUUCCAAGACCUUCCCAGCGUGGCUCCAAUCACCUAUAAAGCUAUCCACCUCUUCCAGUGGAUCAUUGCCAUUGCUACUGUGAGCCAUCUCUCCGUGAUACUUGUAAUAGCGGUGAUCCCACAAUUGUCAAGGAACAUAUUAUCAGCUUUUAUGGAGUUGAUAGUGAUCCCCAUGUUUUACAUCACAAUGUAUAUGCUCGUCUGCGGCAGGGAAAAACCAGAAAAGGCCCCAGCUAACCCUGAACCCCGACUUAGAGCCGAUCCAGCCCCAGAAGCAGGCCCAUGUCCCAAUAUUACGUCCCAGGAUCACACGAACGAUGCAGACAACGAUGCAUCUAAAUCCCUCCAAUCUGCAAAUGGAGACCGCUUCAAUAUAUUGCGAUUGGGCUUGCUUAUCUCCACAACGGCCAUUUGGUUUCUUUUCUGUUAG
Messenger RNA from Aspergillus oryzae RIB40, 1311 nucleotides. RefSeq lists its product as uncharacterized. The transcript has a single exon. Lineage: Eukaryota; Fungi; Ascomycota; Eurotiomycetes; Eurotiales; Aspergillaceae. Bases 1 to 1311 code for a protein of 436 amino acids. The record is from RefSeq and is a predicted model, not a curated record.